Molecule: messenger RNA, 6247 nt
Organism: Portunus trituberculatus (swimming crab)
Lineage: Eukaryota; Metazoa; Arthropoda; Malacostraca; Decapoda; Portunidae
Product: collagen alpha-1(V) chain-like
Exons: 29
Coding region: 352-5478 (1708 amino acids)
Molecular function (GO): extracellular matrix structural constituent
Source: RefSeq, a predicted model, not a curated record
CGUGGCUCUUCCUUCACCCCGCUGCCACUCGCACGAUCCACGUCUGCGCGUCCCCUGCUGCCUUGAGAAUCCUUCAGCGGUGCAGCAGCCCGCCUUGGGAGGGUGUCUGAACCCAAGGUCUCGGGAAGCGCAAAGGGGCGGGGAAAGGCAGUGACGUAAGGUGUGGGCGUGCACUGGCGCGAGGAACGACAGGUUGGGCAAAGGCACUUGCGGGUCUUGGGCACAGGCGGCAGGGCAGAGAAGACUGCCAUACCGGGUCCUGUCAUGGUGAGGAACGAGUGAGGGAGGGGGAGCGCUAUGCGGGCGUGGCGCGGACACCUCUAAGGCCUGAGAGUAGCCACUCUCGCUACCAUGGACAGGGCCCAGCGCCUCCGUCUCAUUCUUCAGGGACUGAUAUGGGCGUGGAUCUACCGGCAUGCAGACGCGGCGGGAGGCAGCCUGCUGGAGGCGGUGGACGUGGCCUCGAAGCCCCUCGGAGUGGUGGAGACGCGUGGCAUGUGUGAUGAACGACCCGGUGCCGCCGAAGUUCCAGACAAGGCUUACAAGGUCACCAAGCAGGCUGUGCUCACCGUCCCCACCGCCAACCUCUUCCCAGACCAGUUUCCCGAGGAAUUCAGCAUCAUGGCCACCCUGAGGCCGGAUCAAGGCUCAAGUUCGGUCUUGUUCGGCCUCUACUCGGAAGCGGGCGAGGAUCAGCUCUUGGUGGAAGUCGGGGACACAGUGCGGUUCUUUUAUCAAGAUCAAAAUGGUAUACCAGCGGAGAACUACACACUGGAAUUCGGCGCAGCGAUUAACGACGGAAAGUGGCACAGGCUGGGUCUGAGCGUGAAGGGUAAUAGCGUCACCCUCCUCGUGGAUUGUAAGACCACCACCAAUCAGCUUCUACCUAGAGAUUCGCCCUCGUACAUCUCCAACGCCGGAAUCAUCCUCAUCGGCCAACAACUUCUCGAGGACAAGUAUUUCGCUGGUGACAUCCAACAGCUGGACUUGGUCUCUGGUCCGGAGGCAGCUUACGACCAUUGCCACACCUUCAUGCCCGACUGUGACCAAGAGCUGCCAGAUCCCAGCGUACUGACCACCACGCACCUAGAGUACGUGGGCGGCAGCGAUGACCAGACGGUGUACACGGGACUAAACUUUGACAACUACACGACGGAUGGCCAAAAUUUCACUUCCACCGAUUAUGAUGCUGCCACCGUGUCUCAAUACCUCCCGCAAGGCGUUCUUAGAGGUUACCCUGGACCACCGGGACCACCAGGACCACCAGGCCAAAAGGGAGAUCCUGGCAGGGGAGGUAUUCCUGGCACCGAUGGUAUUCAAGGUCCUCCAGGUCACGUCUUUAUGAUUCCACUAAACUUGCAAGGUAACGAGAAGGGACCAGACCAGAUGCUGGAACAGUUUCAACAACAGCUGUCUCAACACAUGAUGGCCAUGCAGGGAGGCGUCGGUCCGAGGGGUCUUACCGGCCUACCAGGCCCUGAGGGACCUAACGGGGAAACUGGUCUAAAGGGUGAACCGGGAGACAUGGGGGCUUCGGGUCCUAGAGGUAUGCGGGGAAUGAUGGGACCAAUGGGACAGCGAGGACGCAGAGGAAGGCCUGGCAGGGAUGGGGAGCGGGGCCUCUCAGGCAUUCCCGGCACAAAGGGUGAUUUUGGGCGCCGAGGAAUGCCAGGAAUGCCUGGCGAGAAGGGACAUCGAGGUCCAUCAGGCAUGCGUGGUGAGACAGGUUUGCCCGGACAUGAUGGCAUGCCAGGGGAGGCUGGGGCACCUGGAGUGACUGGCCUGCCUGGGGAGAUGGGUCCAAGAGGAUUCAUCGGCCCUAGAGGGUUCCCUGGACUUCCUGGUCCCCCUGGCAUCCCGGGCAGCGAGGGUUCUACAGGACCUAAAGGAAAUGCAGGGGCCUCUGGUCAGCCAGGUCCUCCUGGGCAGUCUGGUCCAGGGGGACCAAUAGGACCCCCUGGACCACAAGGUCUGCUGGGUCCACCGGGUCCUGCGGGUCCUCGAGGUAAACCAGGCCUUCCUGGCUUAUCUGGCGCCGAUGGUCUCCCAGGACACCCAGGAAACCCAGGAGGAGUUGGUCCUAAAGGACAUAAAGGCCCUAGGGGUGUCCGGGGAAGUAUAGGGUUUUCUGGCCCACGUGGAGUGAAGGGAGAUCAGGGAAACCGUGGCUUGCAAGGUGAAAAGGGUCACAAGGGAGAACGAGGACCUGAUGGACCUAAAGGUGACAUAGGCAUCAAGGGUGAACGAGGAAAUAUAGGAUCUGAGGGGCAGAUAGGACUGGAAGGACCUGAAGGACCCAAGGGGUUCGAGGGACCCCGAGGGGAGACUGGACCACCUGGACCUCAUGGAGAAAAGGGUAAACUCGGAGUUCCGGGAUUUCCUGGAUAUCCUGGUCCUCCUGGAGACAAGGGGGACAAAGGAUCAUCGGGCCUCAUUGGACGACCUGGAGACAAGGGAGAACGAGGCAACCCUGGCCUGAUUGGGGAGCGGGGUGAGCAGGGUCCAAGGGGUUUCCGUGGAUCCCGUGGGCGCAGAGGUAAAACUGGGCUCUCAGGACCGAAAGGAGACACUGGCCAGCCUGGCCCUCCAGGUCCUAACGGUGCACAGGGUGCUCAGGGUCCUGAGGGUCCCCCGGGCUUUGCAGGAUCUCCUGGACCUCCCGGAGUGAACGGCAAAGACGGCAUUCAAGGCCCAGCAGGUGAAAGAGGUCCACCGGGAGAACCAGGAAACCAAGGCACAGAUGGUCCUCCUGGAGUGGUGGGACCAAUGGGUCCAGCGGGAGAAGCUGGGCCACCGGGUGAAUCAGGUCCUCCUGGUGCCCCUGGUGUCCCUGGCGAGGAGGGAAGACCAGGUGAAGCAGGGAAAGAGGGACCACCUGGACCCAUGGGUGCUCCUGGCAAGAUUGGUCCUGUUGGACCCCCUGGUUUACCUGGCUUCCCAGGCGAGAGAGGUCUACCCGGUAUCCCAGGAUCUGCAGGGCUGAAAGGCGAGAUGGGUCCUCCAGGACCAGCCGGUGCCCCAGGAGACAAAGGAGCCAUGGGAUUGGGUGGUAAUGCAGGACCUCAAGGCCCGCCAGGAAAGGAUGGUGCUCCAGGACCCCGGGGAUCUUCAGGCGCCAAAGGGGAGAUGGGAGACCAAGGCUCUCCAGGACCCACUGGACGGGAUGGUCUUCCUGGCUCACGAGGAUUGCCUGGUCCUCCUGGUCCUGUGGGUGAGCCGGGAGAGGACGGUGACAAAGGCGAAGCUGGACCACCAGGCGAAAAGGGCUUCAAAGGCGGCAAGGGGAUCCAGGGCCCACUGGGUGCACAAGGUCCAAGAGGUCUACGAGGAGCACCAGGAACUCCUGGUGCCCCUGGAGAACGUGGGGCUCCUGGACUAAUGGGUCGCACCGGCAGAAAGGGAGAAGACGGUCCACUCGGCGUGGCCGGUCCCGCAGGCCCACCGGGACUUCAGGGUUUGCCAGGAAUAGCUGGAAUGAAGGGUGAGAAGGGUGACAUAGGUCCUCGAGGACGGCCUGGAAGGAUAGGCGCCACUGGAGAGACUGGCCAGACAGGUAGCAAAGGUGCUACCGGACUUCCAGGUCCUACUGGACCUGACGGGCAGCAAGGCGAAAAAGGAGAACCUGGCCAGCAAGGAAUACCCGGUCCACCAGGAAAAGAUGGAGAACACGGUAAGAUGGGACCACUUGGACCCAAAGGAGAAGAAGGAAAGCCAGGACCUCAGGGUUCCCCAGGGAGUCGAGGUCGCGUUGGUCCACCUGGACCUAAAGGAAAUGCUGGACCACCUGGUUUUCCGGGAGCACAAGGCGAACCAGGCAAGCAAGGCCCGAAAGGACUUUCAGGAAGAGAUGGUGAAGAUGGCAAGCAAGGAGAGACUGGUCCUCCAGGGGAGCCUGGUCCAGCUGGACCCAUGGGGAUGCCUGGCGCCAAUGGCAAACCUGGUCCCGAGGGUCCGGCGGGUGAGCAAGGAGCAACAGGCCUACCAGGAGAGAAAGGUGACCGAGGCCUUGCUGGUCCAUCAGGCCCUGUCGGUCCAACAGGAUCACAAGGUUUGCCUGGACCACAAGGACUUUCUGGCCUCCGCGGUUCACCUGGUCCGGCUGGUGAUGUAGGAUCUCCCGGUAAGGAGGGCAAACCUGGCCUCCCAGGACUGCCUGGAAACAGUGGACAAAAAGGACAGAAGGGUAGACGUGGCCGCAAGGGACCCAAGGGUCAUCGAGGGGAAAUGGGCUUAACUGGACCAAAAGGUGACAUGGGAGAGAAAGGAGAACCAGGAAUGAAAGGACCACAAGGACCCAUUGGCGUGAAAGGAGAACCUGGUCCAUUAGGAUCACCUGGUAUGAAGGGUUCGGAUGGUCCUCACGGUCUACCCGGAAUGGAAGGUCCACCAGGUCCCAAGGGUGUUCCAGGAUCUUCUGGUCCAAAAGGAGACACCGGUCCAGUAGGUCCUCCUGGGCCACCUGGACCUCCAGGGGAGCUGCCACUACUACCUCCAGACAUGCUCUUCCAACGUGACGCGCCUUCGGGACGAUUUAAGCGGGAGGCCGGGGCGGACGACGACUGUAGAAUAGGAGAGGAGUGUGACCCCACUUCACAGUCUGACACAUCCCCUACUUCUGGGCGAGGAAGGCGGGGCAGACGCAGGAGACUCAGACCCGGCAUGGCGGCUAGACGGGACAGUCGUCGAAGGCGCCGACAGCGUGCUAACAGACACCGAAAAACUGGUGAUGGCGGGGCAAGCAACAAGAAGAGAAGCAAAGGUGAAACGGUGGAUGAAUUCGACGCCAAGCUGAUGGACAUGUACACCAAUAUCUACACAAUGAGACAAGACCUGGAGCGCAUGAAAAAGCCCAUCGGCACUAAGGACAAUCCCGCCAGGACGUGCAGGGACCUCUUCUACGGACACCCCAAGUUCAAAGACGGCUGGUACUGGAUUGACCCUAACCUCGGAAUGCCUGACGAUGCUGUUUACGUCUUCUGUAACAUGACCGUGUCUGGGGAGACCUGCGUAUUCCCAGACAUCCACUCCUCCAAGAUCAUCAACAUUCCCUGGAGGAGGACGUCACGGGAUGGCGCCUGGUUCUCAGGGCUGCGGGGUGGCUUUAGGAUCACAUACGAGACGACGGGCGUAGUGCAGAUGACUUUCCUUAGACUCCUCUCCUCGUACGCGUACCAAAACUUCACCUACACCUGCAUCCGUUCCAAGGCGUGGUUUGACGAGGAGAACCUCAACCACAACAAAGCCAUCAGACUCAUGGGGCAGGACGACCAAAUAUUUUCCAUCGACACCAUCAAACCCAAUGUUAUUACUGACGGAUGCGCUACGAAAAGUGGAGUACCAGGAGGACAAGCCCGAACGGUAUUUGAGGUUCGCUCGAAGACACUGGAACAUCUGCCUCUUGUCGAUUUCCAACCUACGGACUACGGGUUGCCCAACCAAGCGUUCGGGUUCGAGGCGGGACCAGUGUGUUUCAAGUAGCUUUGUAGGACGCCCAGGACCCUACAGAGCGGCUCUACAGUCUGUUUUGCGCUCGUCUGAGCCUUUCAACUCGUGGCCUUCUGUUGUUGCACGUCCGUCUACUCCUGUCGGCCACUACUUCCCUCCGAGGUCGUGGAAACUUGGAGGCAGCCAGAGAGAAGCUACAGAGGCCGCGUGGAGGGAGCAGAGUGUGCGUGGACCAGACAUGGCAGUCGCUCUUCAAUGUGGAAACGACUUCGUAACAAGGACACGACCAUGGAUCUUACGAUUAUGUUGGAUACACUUUCUGAUGACAACCCGCGCGAGUUCAGACCAGGUACCAGAUACUCAAGGCCAGGACCCAGUGUUGACGACCGACCUGACCCGGACUUGCCGUAGUGGAGAUCGUACUAGUGAUGUAGCUAGCAGCAUCUGUGAAAAUCCUCCUCUCGACUCGCGAGGCUUGGGGCUGGACAGUGAGAUGAUGCGUGCCCCAAGUCGAGGUGUGAGGCGCGGCGAUGGUGUGUGUAAUAAUUGUACAAAGUGUAUACAGUUGGGGUUAAUGUGCUUAAUUAUUAUUAUAAGUCAGGAAGAUGUCGAAGGAAUCACUGCCAGUUUCUCUGUUCCUUACUUUCACCCGCUGUCCUACUCUCUGUUCUCUGGGGGCGAUUUAGGAUAUUGCUUAUACUUUAAGGUUAGCCUUUUUUACAAUGUGUAUAAAGUCCUAUUGGAAGAAGUGUCCAAUUAUGUUUUCUUAUUAAGCAAGAAUGGAUCUAUUCUUGAAUAAUAA